Daldinia childiae is the source of this 672-nucleotide messenger RNA. RefSeq names its product putative integral membrane protein. Lineage: Eukaryota; Fungi; Ascomycota; Sordariomycetes; Xylariales; Hypoxylaceae. The coding region runs from base 1 to 672 and encodes 223 amino acids. The transcript has a single exon. The record is from RefSeq and is a predicted model, not a curated record.
AUGGCUCCUCUUAACGAAGCCCACAAAACCCGCAUCAUCUCCCACAUGAACGAAGACCACUACCGGGAGUUGGAGCACUACCUACGCGCCUUCAACGGAUUAUCCGCUUCCGCUUCUCGUGGGGCUCAACUAACGGACAUGACAACGGACGUCAUGACCAUCCGUACCGCAUCCGGCAUCACCCACUCCGUCGCCAUCAAACCGCCUCUAACCUCUGCCGCCGACGCGCGCGUGCGUCUUGUCGACAUGGCCAUGGAAGCGUUGCAGAAGCUCGGCCUCAGCGAUAUCCGGAUCACCAGCAUUACGCGGCCGCAGGGUAUCGGCGCCGCGACAUUCUUAGCUGUCGCUCUGUACAUAGUAUGCGUAGCCACGUUACCUCUAGUACAGCCAGGUACUACAGCCUGGACGCUUCUGGACGCGUACUUUCCUUUCGGGGGCGUAGCACGAUACAUCUGGGUAGUGCGCGCCAUCCUCGCCCCGACCGUAGUACUGCACUUGUUCGAAGCCUGGUGGAUGACGCGGUCGCGGCUAUACAAGCAUGGCGUUGAGACAUUUAGUACGCUGUGGCUCUUGUGGAUUGGGGAUGUCCUGAUGGAGGGGUAUCCGGCCAUGGUUCGUUUUGACGGGCUGGUGGAGGCGGAGCAGAAGAAGAAGGAAAGCGGGAAGCAUUAA